Messenger RNA from Suillus plorans, 1814 nucleotides. Its product is annotated as vacuolar DHA amino acid exporter. Gene Ontology annotation, molecular function: transmembrane transporter activity. The transcript is spliced from 10 exons. Lineage: Eukaryota; Fungi; Basidiomycota; Agaricomycetes; Boletales; Suillaceae. The record is from RefSeq and is a predicted model, not a curated record. Bases 75 to 1691 code for a protein of 538 amino acids. Gene Ontology annotation, biological process: transmembrane transport.
ACUCCUUUGGCUCUAUAAGAAGUGAUACUUUUUGUGUCGGAGGCUACUAACUUCCACUGCUUCAUGUGCAACUCAUGGCUACUCCGACCAUUGCAAAAGCGAUUCCUGUGUCCGAACCUAAAUCACUACUCCAUAACUCUCAUGUCGAACCAUCCCCUGACACCAAAGAAAUAAUUGAUAUAGAACAUGUUCCAGUUAACGACGAUCCACGCCAAUGGAGUUACGCCAGAAAAACCGUAACUUUGUGUAUUGUGUCCCUGGCUACAAUGGUGUCCUCGUCAGCGGCUAGCAUCCAAAAUCCCUCGAACAUUCUGAUAAGAACAGAUCUACAUGCAACAAAUAAUCAGAUCAGCUGGACAUUAGCGGCGUUCAUACUCGUACAAGGCAACUUUCCACUGGUAUGGAGCGCCAUAGCUGAGAUUACAGGCCGCAAGGUCAUCUAUCUGCUGUCUUCGGUUUUAUUUGUAGUGGGGAGUGCUGUCCUAGCACUUUCAAAGACAAUCGAAGUGAUGAUCGCUAUGCGAACACUUCAAGCAGCGGGAUCAAGUGCUUUCUUGGCUAUUUCAGCUGCCACUCUGGCCGAUAUUUAUGAUACUCACGAACGUGGGACCAUGAUGGGCGUCUUCUAUGCUGCACCUCUUUUAGGACCCGCACUCGGCCCUGUGAUCGGCGGGCUAUUGUCGCAGGCCUUCAACUGGCGUGCAAUUUUCUACUUUCUGCUGAUCUGUGGAGUGAUCAUCUUUCUCUUCUUCCUCAUCCUGUUUAAGGACACAUACCGAUGUGAACGAAGUCUCACGUAUUACUCUGCCCUGCAACGACGGGAUGCCUCCCGAGGACCCGUUCGGCAUCCCAGCCAGUCUACCAUCGCAGGAUCUGAGUUCAGCAAGAACCAAACACAUGACAAGGACCUUGAGAAGCAGUUCCAACUCCCGGUUGUUCCAGAGAAGAUUCCAUCGGCGACGCCUACACCAGGGCCGGAUAAUAUUAGGCUAUCAAUAAAGGAUAUCAACCCUUUUCCACCAUAUUUACAAAUUUUGUCACGAAAGAACAACGUUCUAGUUCUUACUGUUAAUGGACUUGUCUUUGGUUUCAACUAUUGUCUAUCAUACACAUGCGAACGCACUCUCGCCAAUGUGUAUGGUUAUGACGCACUAAGCAUCGGCUUGGUGUUGCUUUGCCUUGGCAUUGGGAGUGUUGCUGGGAGUAUAAUUGGUGGACGUUGGUCUGACCGGGUGGUUGGGAAGAUGAUAAAAGCAAACGGAGGACAGUGGCAUGCAGAAAUGCGAUUAGAGAGCUCAAAACUGACAAUGCUGUGGAUACCUUUAUCUCUCAUCGGUUAUGGUUGGGCGUGCGACAAGCAUCUCAACGUGGCUGUCAUUUGUGUCAUGCUUGUCCUUGUUGGAUUCACAACUAUAUGGAUGUACGCAAGUACGUUGGCGUACCUAGUUGACGCCAACCCUGGUCGCUCGGCCGCAGCAGUGGCCACGAAUAGCUCGUUCCGAGGAUCCCUGGCUUUCCUUUCAGUCUUGAUUGCUGUACCGCUUCAAAACGCUUGGGGAGAUGGUAUAUUAUUCACGGCAUGGGCUUGCGUCUUGGCUGCUGCAGAGUUACUAGUUAUAAUAGUGGUGCACAAAGGAGAAUCGUGGCGCAAGGGGGAUGAGGAAAAUGAGCGUAAAAUGCUAAGUAAAUGAAUACUCGCGUUUUAAUAUUUCUAGACAGAUAUAGAGCAUGCAGGGCAGGCCUAUAUCUAGUGCGAUAGAAUUAAGUAUAUAUGUACUUAGUAACUUACAUAUGAAAUGAAAUAUCUACUCUGC